Molecule: messenger RNA, 473 nt
Organism: Mycetomoellerius zeteki
Lineage: Eukaryota; Metazoa; Arthropoda; Insecta; Hymenoptera; Formicidae
Product: Helix loop helix protein 4C
Biological process (GO): regulation of transcription by RNA polymerase II
Molecular function (GO): RNA polymerase II cis-regulatory region sequence-specific DNA binding; protein dimerization activity; DNA-binding transcription factor activity, RNA polymerase II-specific
Source: RefSeq, a predicted model, not a curated record
UCAGGGCGAAGGUGAGGAGAUAAUUUUUCGCGGUAGAUCAGACUGACCUUUUUGAAAGGAACAUUUACGGAACGCAGAGGCACAUGAAGAGUUUCAAUUGUGAUUUUGCGAACGAGGAUAGGACGGUUCCUAUGGCGAACAGCGGCCACGGGGUCGCCGUUAACGGUGUAGGAGCUCCUGGUUCAGGCACUUUGUCGAGGGAAGAAAGACGCAGGCGAAGAAGGGCCACCCAAAAGUAUCGAACCGCACAUGCCACACGGAAAAAUUGCUGCUUGAAGUGGAUAAUAUUUAUCUCGUUAGAACCGACGUUGCCGCCGGACAAAAAGCUCUCGAAAAUCGAGAUUCUUCGGUUGGCAAUCUGUUAUAUCGCUUACCUGAAUCAUGUACUCCAAGCUUGAACUUGCGUAUUUCAACGACCAGAGAUAGAAGACUUAGAAAACUGUGACGGUUUCAUCAUCAUCAUCAUCAUAAGC